AUGGAGCAUACAACAGAGUCAUCACCCACAACUGCUACUGCCACUAAUACAACCACUACAGUUACAUCGCUGCCUCGAACAGCAAGACGACUUCGAAGCUUACAUUUGCCUUCUUCAUCAUCAUCCUUUUCAUCUUCUCACCAUACAACAUCUGAACUUGGCAGACGAUUCAACAGCCUAAGACGGCCCACAACCACCUCAUCCGCACUCUCCAUUACCCCGCCUAUUACUGCACCCAUUGCACCUGUACCCACACCGCCAUCAACCACUGCCAUAGAGCGCAAGAAAGUUCACAUUAAGCUUGUACCAAAUGUUGGUAUGACCAAUCGUUGCUUUGUAUUUGAUGUGGUAGAUCGUGAACUCGAGAGUGGAGGAUCCGUUCUCAAAUUAGGCCGUUAUUCUGACCGAACUGUUGUCUCGGACCGACUUUCAUUUAAAAGCAAAGUAGUGAGCAGAUAUCAUGCAGAGAUAUGGUUAUCUGAUCAAGAUAACAAGAUUUACAUUAGGGAUUCUGGCUCUUCCAGUGGCACAUUUGUGAACCAUAUACGACUGGCUGCAGCAAACACAGAAAGUGCCACACCGCAUCAAGUGGUAGAUGGCGAUCUGAUCCAGCUAGGCGUAGACUACAAAGGUGGCCUGGAACCCAUGUACCGGGCUGUUAGGAUGCGUUUGGAAGUGGACCGUCGUGAGUGGCAAGAGCCAGCUUCAAAUACCUACAAUCUAGCCGCAUUUCAACAGUUGAAAACCCAAAUCAACACAGCAGCAGCCUCUACAUCGGCAGAAGAGAUCCAAGAAUGCUGUAUUUGUUUGUACUGUAUUGCGCCAUUUCAGGCACUCUUUAUAGCACCUUGUUCGCACAUAUACCACUAUCGAUGUCUGCGUCCGUUACUGACGCAAAACUACCCCGGAUUCUCCUGUCCAAUGUGUAGAACCUACUCGAAUCUAGAAGCCAGCGUUGCCGUGGAGGAGUACGAAGUGCUGCAGAUGCUUGGUCUGUCCAACCUGCCGACAGCAACAACGACAAACACAACAUCUGAAGAAGAGGAGGAUGAUCCAGAGGAAGUGCCAUGCAACCAUAACCGCGAAAAGACGAUAUUAGACGAAGAUACUUUAGAGAAUCCUGUGCAUUCUUCAUCAUCACCAUUAAUACGGCCCUCAUUAUUUUUCCAGCGUCAAAUAUCAUCGUCAGAUGGUGGAUUGGCAGCAACGUUGGUGGGCUCUCCUCCACGCAGAUUCGAUGCAGGAGUCGCUGAAUAG
Mucor velutinosus is the source of this 1257-nucleotide messenger RNA. RefSeq lists its product as uncharacterized. Lineage: Eukaryota; Fungi; Mucoromycota; Mucoromycetes; Mucorales; Mucoraceae. The record is from RefSeq and is a predicted model, not a curated record. Gene Ontology annotation, molecular function: protein binding; ubiquitin protein ligase activity. The transcript is spliced from 3 exons. Gene Ontology annotation, biological process: protein K48-linked ubiquitination; ubiquitin-dependent protein catabolic process. Gene Ontology annotation, cellular component: cell division site; cytosol; ubiquitin ligase complex. Bases 1 to 1257 code for a protein of 418 amino acids.